UGUGCACUCUAGGAAGGAAGCCUUUUCAUAGACUUACUUUAUAGGGGUUCUUUGAGGCGAGGAGCUGGGAUACCAUCUUUUAAAGAGAGUACCCACCAACAUCAACAUCUGCAGCUUUAUGGAGGGCCUGGUAUGGGGACUGAAAUUGAGGGGGGCUGGAGAGCUGAAAGAGAGCCAGUUUCCCCAAACUUGGACUUCUCAGAACCUUUAAUAUGCUAAUAUGCAUUGUGAAUCUCCAAGAGGGGGCUAUGAUAUGCAGCAUUCUUGAAUACUUCUAAUGACAGGGAGCCCACUACCUCAUAAGCUGCAGCGACAAGAGGAGCUUGUUAUUUUAAACAGAGGCUGAAGAAACUAUAGAACUAGCAGACAUACGAGAAAGUGGAGAAAGUAGAGGAUGGAGUUGCAGACUCUACAGGAGGCUCUUAAAGUGGAAAUUCAGGUUCACCAGAAACUGGUUGCUCAAAUGAAGCAGGAUCCACAGAAUGCUGACUUAAAGAAACAGCUUCAUGAACUCCAAGCCAAAAUCACAGCUUUGAGUGAGAAACAGAAAAGAGUAGUCGAACAGCUACGGAAGAACCUGAUAGUAAAGCAAGAACAACCAGACAAGUUCCAAAUACAGCCAUUGCCACAAUCUGAAAAUAAACUAACAACAGCACAGCAGCAACCACUACAGCAACUACAGCAGUACCACCACCACCACGCCCAGCAGUCAGCUGCACCCUCUCCCACCUUGACUGCUUCACAGAAGACUGUAACUACAGCUUCUAUGAUUACCACAAAGACACUACCUCUCGUCUUGAAAGCAGCAACUGCGACCAUGCCUGCCUCUGUUGUGGGCCAGAGACCUACCAUUGCUAUGGUGACCGCCAUCAACAGUCAGAAGGCUGUGCUCGGCACUGAUGUGCAGAACACACCAGUCAACCUCCAGACGUCUAGUAAGGUCACUGGGCCUGGGGCAGAGGCUGUCCAAAUUGUGGCAAAAAACACAGUCACUCUGCAGGUUCAGGCAACACCUCCUCAGCCCAUCAAAGUACCACAGUUUAUCCCCCCUCCUAGACUCACUCCACGUCCAAACUUUCUUCCACAGGUUCGACCCAAGCCUGUGGCUCAGAAUAACAUUCCUAUCGCCCCAGCACCUCCUCCCAUGCUUGCAGCUCCUCAACUUAUCCAGAGGCCUGUCAUGCUGACCAAGUUUACCCCCACAACCCUCCCCACUUCCCAGAAUUCCAUCCACCCUGUCCGUGUCGUCAAUGGGCAGACCGCAACCAUAGCCAAAACGUUCCCCAUGGCCCAGCUCACCAGCAUUGUGAUAGCUACUCCAGGGACCAGACUCGCUGGACCUCAAACUGUACAGCUUAGCAAGCCAAGCCUUGAAAAACAGACAGUUAAAUCUCACACCGAAACAGACGAGAAGCAAACAGAGAGCCGCACUAUCACCCCACCUGCUGCACCCAAACCAAAACGGGAAGAGAACCCUCAGAAACUUGCCUUCAUGGUGUCUCUAGGGCUGGUAACGCAUGACCAUCUAGAAGAAAUCCAAAGCAAGAGGCAAGAGCGAAAAAGAAGAACAACAGCAAAUCCAGUCUACAGUGGAGCAGUCUUUGAGCCAGAGCGUAAGAAGAGCGCAGUCACAUACCUAAACAGCACAAUGCAUCCUGGGACCCGGAAGAGAGGUCGUCCUCCAAAAUACAAUGCAGUGCUGGGGUUUGGAGCCCUUACCCCAACAUCCCCCCCAUCCAGUCAUCCCGACUCCCCUGAAAAUGAAAAGACAGAGGCCACAUUCACUUUCCCUGCACCUGUGCAGCCUGUGUCCCUGCCCAGCCCCACCUCCACAGACGGUGAUAUCCAUGAGGAUUUUUGCAGCGUUUGCAGAAAAAGCGGCCAGUUGUUGAUGUGUGACACGUGUUCCCGUGUGUAUCAUCUGGACUGCUUAGACCCACCUCUCAAAACAAUUCCCAAGGGCAUGUGGAUCUGUCCCAGAUGUCAGGACCAGAUGCUGAAGAAGGAAGAAGCAAUCCCAUGGCCUGGAACUUUAGCAAUCGUCCAUUCCUAUAUUGCCUACAAAGCAGCAAAAGAAGAAGAGAAACAGAAGUUACUUAAAUGGAGUUCAGAUUUAAAACAGGAACGGGAACAAUUAGAGCAGAAGGUGAAACAGCUCAGCAACUCUAUAAGUAAAUGCAUGGAAAUGAAGAACACCAUCCUAGCCCGGCAGAAAGAGAUGCGUAGUUCCCUGGAGAAGGUAAAACAGCUGAUUCGUCUCAUCCACGGCAUUGACCUCUCCAAACCAGUAGACUCUGAGGCCACCCUAGGGGCCAUCUCCAAUGGCCCAGACUGCAUUCCCCCUGCCAGUGCCGCCUCCUCCACGCCGACCCCUUCCCCCUCCUCCCAGAGCUGCACAGCAAACUGUAACCAGGGGGAAGAGACUAAAUAACAGAGCCCUGGAGAGAAGCCACGGGAUCCCGGCGGCGAGGAGAGCAAAACGCUGAAGACUCUAGAAAAUCAAAGCUGGAUUUCUUCUGGAAAAGUACAGAAUUCUUUUGGUUCUUUGGUUCCAGAGAGAGAGAGAAGAUGCUUGUGCCAGGUGGCACCCGAGUUUGCCAAUUGAUCCUUCUUAUUCUGUGUGUACAUGCAAAGAUUGGACCAUGUUACAUGAAAUAGUGCCAGCUGGAGGUUCUUUGCCAGCACCAUGCCAAGUGAAAUAAUAUAUUUACUCUCUCUAUUAUACACCAGUGUGUGCCUGCAGCAGCCUCCACAGCCACGAAGGGUUUGUUUUUGUUUGGUUUGGUGGGGAGCAGGGACGGGCCGAGGGAGGAGAGCAGGUUUCAGAUCCUUAUUUGUUUAGGAAGAGAAGACAAGUCCAAAGAGUGUGUGGGCUUUCCUGUCUCUAAACUUUCACUUCUAUAAAACCAAAAAAGGAAAUCGAGAUUUAACCAACCCCAGUGCCCACUGGAGGGAAGGGGCGGGCCGGGAGGGAGCCAGGGAUGGGAGAGUGUAUCACAUAGCAGUAUUUCAUUUCAUCCGGAGGGGGCCGAGGGCCAGGAGAGGUGGACACCUAGAGCAGCCACUAGCUUCCUUCUCCUAGCUCUGCCCCCACCUCGGGUGCCACUUCCCUGCGGAGGCCUCAGGCAGCCCCUUGACCCUGCCUGGUGUAUCGCUCAUCUGCGGUGAUUGCUGUUCCUCCCUCUUCGAAGAAAAGGAGGCAAGCCAGGCCCUGCUGGCGCGGCCAAGGCAGGGAAGGAGUGUGCGCGUGUGAUGAUCCAGGAAGGGAAAAAGGCGGAUCAGUGAUUUUACUUGAAAACAUCCAUCCCUUUUCUAUAUUUAUAAGAAGAGAAGAUGCUGAGUGACGCAGCACGACCCAGGUGUGUGUGAAUUGAAUGGAGACAUUUCUUUUCCUCUUUUUUUUUUUUUUUACUUUUUGUUUUUGUUCUUGUUUUCUUUAAGCAAAGUUUUAUUUUGUUGUUUAUUUUACUUUUUUGGGUAACAAAAACUAAAAUAAGGAAUAGAAAAGCUGUUUUUCAGGCUGACAGUCCAAUUAAGGGUAGUCGAGGCCUUGCAUGGUAGAAUAGGAGUCAUAGUGUCAGUGCGGUCAGUGAGUCUUUGUGAGUCCUUGUGUCAUCGUCCGGGCACUGUUUUUUUAUGCAAGGGCAAAAAAAAAAAAAAAAAAUCUUUGUAUCUGGGGAAAAAAAAAACAACUACUUUUUUUUUAAUUAAAAAGGAAAAUAAAAGAUAUUGAGGUCUUCCUAGUGUUACUUAAAUUAAGAUCAAGGUAAGAAACAUUGUACAAAAAAAAAUUACGAAAGUGCUAUUUGUUUCCUAAAAACAGUGAUUUCUAUUAAAAAGGUGUCAGAACUGGA
Messenger RNA from Dipodomys ordii (Ord's kangaroo rat), 3854 nucleotides. RefSeq names its product PHD finger protein 21A (gene Phf21a). Gene Ontology annotation, biological process: negative regulation of transcription by RNA polymerase II. NCBI's taxonomy places the organism in Eukaryota, Metazoa, Chordata, Mammalia, Rodentia, Heteromyidae. The transcript is spliced from 19 exons. Gene Ontology annotation, cellular component: histone deacetylase complex. Gene Ontology annotation, molecular function: chromatin binding. The record is from RefSeq and is a predicted model, not a curated record. Bases 395 to 2431 code for a protein of 678 amino acids.